AUGAAGACACUGAUAGAUUUGGUUGAAGACGAGAACGAGAGUGAACACGAAGAAAGCGAAAGUUCUGGUGAUGAAACCGAAGAUGAAGAACCAAGAAUAAAAGAUGUUUUGAGUCAUCCUUCCCGAGCGGUGUCGGAAAAGCGUACUUCUGAUUUGCUGCAUAGUAUGGCCGCUUCCAAAGAUAUUCUUUUCUGGUCGCCACGCGGACAAUUACUUCGAAAUAAACGUAUAAUUCCCGUCACAAACAUCGCCGAGCUAGUUGAGUAUGUGUUACUCCCUCAUAACGAUGAAGUAACCAAGCCUCGUGCGCUGAAUACGUUUCUAGAGGGACUUGCAGAGUUAGGGAUCGAUAAAGGUUUAAUCAAGAACAAAAAGGUUGCUAAGCGAAUUAAUAGAAAAGGAAAAAGGCUACCGAAAUGCAGAAAAUAUUUCCAAGAACAAGAGUAA
Molecule: messenger RNA, 447 nt
Organism: Porites evermanni
Lineage: Eukaryota; Metazoa; Cnidaria; Anthozoa; Scleractinia; Poritidae
Source: the annotation of a GenBank genome assembly